Messenger RNA from Protopolystoma xenopodis, 543 nucleotides. NCBI's taxonomy places the organism in Eukaryota, Metazoa, Platyhelminthes, Monogenea, Polystomatidea, Polystomatidae. The record is from the annotation of a GenBank genome assembly.
GCUGGCUGGCUGGCUGGUGUGAUGCUCUCUUCGACUCACCUCUCGGCUCGUUGCUGCCACGGAAACUGCAGGCGGGACGGCCUGCCAGACUUGGGAGUUGGCCGAGAGACAGAGAGACGCAAGAGCAGACACGACGUCUCAUGCCCGUCUGCCCAGACCGAGCCGGGCCGGGCCGACGGCGACGGUGACGGCGAGGCAGGCCGGUCUGAGUCGGUGUGCCGUCGGGUCGUCUGCCCGUGGGGCAGAAUGGCGAGGCGAGGCGAGACGAGACGUCGUGCUCUUCUCAUUGGCUCGUGGCGUGGGUUGGGGUGGGGUGGGGUGGGUAGAUAUGUGGCGGAUGGACGAAAGGCGAAUGUAGCCGUACGUGGUAUUUGGGCGAACAGCAAGACCGACACCCUCAUGCCGUCUGCUCUCGCCGGCUCGACCAAUCAGCUGGUCGGUAGGCCAGCCGGUCAGCAGGCCCACUGGCCAGUCGACCAAUCAGCCGGCCAGCCGGUCGGGAGGACGAGUGAUGGCCGGUCAGUCAGUCUCGUGAAUCGAUGA